Molecule: messenger RNA, 873 nt
Organism: Macadamia integrifolia
Lineage: Eukaryota; Viridiplantae; Streptophyta; Magnoliopsida; Proteales; Proteaceae
Product: amino acid permease 3-like
Exons: 5
Coding region: 1-873 (290 amino acids)
Cellular component (GO): plasma membrane
Source: RefSeq, a predicted model, not a curated record
AUGUUCUCAGGUGAGCACAAUAUUGACAUAGAGGUUAUCGAGAGUGGCGAUAUCCUUGUACUAGGAAACCUCUGUGGGUUUAAGGUCAAAAUUUGCGGACUAAUUCAAUACCUGAACCUUUUCAGUGGCGCUAUCGGAUACAUUAUUGCAGCAUCUAUAAGCAUGAUGGCUAUUAAGCGGUCAAAUUGCUUCCAUGAGAGCAAAGGAAAGAGCCCAUGUCUCAUGUCAAGCAAUCCACACAUGAUCAUGUUCGGAAUUGUCGAAAUUCUGUUCUCCCAAAUCCUAGAUUUUGAUCAGAUAUGGUGGCUCUCCAUUGUCGCAGCUAUUAUGGCCUUCACUUACUCUACAAUCGGUCUUGGGCUUGGAAUUGCUAAAGUUGUAGAGACUGGGAAAUUCAUGGGAAGCCUCAGCGGAAUAAGCAUCAGGACUAUCACCGAGACCCAGAAGAUAUGGAGAAGCUUCCAAGCACUGGGAGACAUCGCCUUUGCGUACUCUUACUCAAUCAUUCUCAUAGAAAUCCAAGACACAAUCAAGUUCCCACCUUCAGAAGCCAAGACGAUCAAGAAAGCAACCCUUUUGAGCGUUGCAGUAAUGACUCUAUUCUACAUGCUCUGUGGUUGCAUUGGCUACGCAACAUUCGGUGAUGCAGCACCCGAAAACUUUUUCACCAGCUUUGGAUUCUACAACCCAUAUUGGCUUCUUGACAUUGCUAAUGCCGCCAUUGUAAUCCAUGAGGGUUCAAAAACCCUAAAUCCCAAUCGGUUAAAGAGUGUAAAUCUGCAUAUAAGGAUAUUGGCCAAUAACAUGGAAAAGGAGAUGAAGCUUGAGCAUGUGGUCAUUGUCUCGGAUUGCCAAGAGGCUAUUCUCUCUUGA